AUGGUGGCCGAUGCGUUGAGCCGUAAGGCGAUGACUGAUCUAAUAGUGAUGUUCGCUUUACUUAGUUUGUUCGACGAUGGAAGUUUGUUGGCUAAGCUGCAGGUUGCUUCUAAUAGACAGAAGUCUUAUGUUGAUCUAAAGAGACGUGAGAUUGAGUAUUCAUUAAGGGACUUCGUGUUUCUUAAGUUGGAGCUACCCUCUGAGCUGGACCGUAUUCAUGACGUAUUCCACAUCUCGAUGUUAAGGAGUUACCGCUCUGAUCCUACUUAUGUUGUCCCUGUUGAGGAGAUUGAGGUUAAGUCAAAUUUGACCUUCGAAGAGGAGCCAGUUCAGAUUCUGAAUCACGAUUUGAAGGUUCUUCGAAAGAAAUCUAUCCCAUUAUUAAAGGUGUUGUGGCGGAAUUAUAGCACUGAAGAGGCCACAUGA
Messenger RNA from Gossypium arboreum, 426 nucleotides. RefSeq lists its product as uncharacterized. The record is from RefSeq and is a predicted model, not a curated record. The coding region runs from base 1 to 426 and encodes 141 amino acids. The transcript is spliced from 3 exons. NCBI's taxonomy places the organism in Eukaryota, Viridiplantae, Streptophyta, Magnoliopsida, Malvales, Malvaceae.